Messenger RNA from Grus americana (Whooping crane), 6983 nucleotides. RefSeq names its product secreted frizzled related protein 1 (gene SFRP1). Gene Ontology annotation, molecular function: Wnt-protein binding. Bases 92 to 1027 code for a protein of 311 amino acids. The transcript is spliced from 3 exons. Gene Ontology annotation, biological process: non-canonical Wnt signaling pathway; negative regulation of canonical Wnt signaling pathway; canonical Wnt signaling pathway. Lineage: Eukaryota; Metazoa; Chordata; Aves; Gruiformes; Gruidae. The record is from RefSeq and is a predicted model, not a curated record.
GGGAGGGUUCCCCGGGGGCGGCCACCGUCAGCGGGCUCCCGGAGGGGAGCGGCGGGCGGCGCCGUCGGGGCCGCCGUCGGCGGGCGCGGCGAUGGGCAGCGUGCGGGGGCCCCGCGGGGCCGCGCUGCGGGCGCUGGUGUCGCUGGCCGCCGGGCUGCUGGCGUGCGGUGGGGCCAGCGAGUACGACUACGUGAGCUACCAGUCCGACCUGGGCCCCUACCCGGGCGGGCGCUUCUAUGCCAAACCCCACCAGUGCGUGGCCAUCCCCGCCGACCUGCGGCUCUGCCACAGCGUGGGCUACGACAAGAUGGUGCUGCCCAACCUGCUGGACCACGAGACCAUGGCUGAGGUGAAGCACCAGGCGAGCAGCUGGGUGCCGCUGCUCAACAAGAACUGCCACAUGGGCACCCAGGUCUUCCUCUGUUCCCUCUUUGCCCCUGUCUGCCUGGACCGGCCCGUCUACCCGUGCCGCUGGCUCUGCGAGGCCGUUCGUGACUCCUGCGAGCCCGUCAUGCAGUUCUUUGGCUUCUUCUGGCCCGAGAUGCUCAAGUGCGACCAGUUUCCUCAGGAUGACGUCUGCAUUGCCAUGACGGCUCCCAACGCCACCGAGGUCUCCAGGCCCAAAGGAACGACCGUGUGUCCCCCUUGCGACAACGAGAUGAAGUCGGAGGCCAUCGUGGAGCACCUGUGUGCCAGCGAGUUUGCUCUUAAGAUGACCAUAAAGGAAGUGAAGAAGGAGAACGGGGACAAGAUGAUCGUCCCGCGGAAGAGGAAGGCGCUGAAGCUGGGGCCCAUCCGGAAGAAGAACCUGAAGAAGCUGGUGCUGUUCCUGAAGAACGGGGCCGACUGUCCCUGCCAUCAGCUCGACAACCUCGGCCACUACUUCCUCAUCAUGGGCCGCCAGGUGAAGACCCAGUACCUGCUGACAGCCAUCUACAAGUGGGACAAGAAGAACAAAGAGUUCAAGAAGUUCAUGAAGAAGAUGAAGUCUCCCGACUGCCCGACGUUUCCAUCCGUCUUCAAGUGAUGCGGUGGGCGGCGGGAGAGCCGCCACCUGGACCUCGCGCAGCCCGGCACGGCGGCUCGAUCUCGCUCCUCUGCAGCGGGGAUGGUGGAGCCGAGCCCUCCUGCUCCUCCCACGUGCUCCUCGGAGCUUCCCUCACUGACCCCAGCCCUCCCACCUCCCCGCUGCUGGCAUUUUCCUGAUCGCCCGGGUGUGCGAGUGUGACGCGCGUGCACCAAAUGGUCGCUGGGGUCACACGCGAUUUAUGUCCGCAGUAUCCAAAGACCUGUUGCUGUACAGAUACGUGCAUUCAUUUAAAUAGCAGCUGUCAGGUAAAGAGGGCAAGCGGAGGGGUGUGAAGUUGUGUCAAGAGAUUACACGAUUGCAGAAAGGACCCUUGUCACCGCGUUCCUCCCGGCCGCAGGAUCGCCCUAAAUUAAUUCCUGUUUGAACCAGAGCCGGCCAAUUAGAAAAACAUCCCACCCUCACGAGUAGCGGAGACCCCGUUACAACCUCUCCUCCCAACAGCUGACUGCCCUCGCUGUAAAGAAUCCCAUCAUAGUCUAAACCUGCUUAGUUUAAGCCUUAGCCCUGGGGUUCUGGCGAUACCUUGAUCGGCCGGAUCAGGCAGCCCUCCCUUGCCAGCAUCUCACCGGGAUGCCUGCCCGGCCUCUGCCGCGCCGUGCCACGCCGUGCCAGCUGAGCCCCUCGAGCCUGGCACCGUGCUGCUCCUUCUCCAUCCAGCCUUGGGGUCCCUCGUGGCCCUGCCUGGUUCGGUGGUGCGGCAGUCCCACCGCGGUGGCGGGAGGCGGGGGGCUGCCUCCACCCCGGCCUCGUGCAGACCCCUGGCCGCAACAGCGUUCGGCUGAGCGUCCCCCAGCCUCCUGCCUCCCGCGGCGGAGUUCCCGCGCACGCCUGGCCGGUGCUGCUUGAGCCCAGACGCGUAAUUCAAUUUUAGCCACGUGCGAAUGCGUCCCGUUUUCUGGGCAGCCUGGGACUCCCCGUUGGGGGGAGAGCUCGCGGCCAGCUCCUCCGGCUUGUGUCACUCCCUAACUUUACCAGUGAUAUUUUUAUAGUUUCUUCAGGCUGCUGGCAAAAUACCAGAUUGCAGAAGGCUGAGAACUGGUCCCUGUGGAGUGCCGCGGGAAAUGCAUCGUCUCCGUCUUUCCCUCUUUGCAGUUGCUGUGGGACCUAUCAGUUUCUGGGGUUUUUUUGUCUGUUUGAUGUGUGACAACUUGGCUUUGUCUCAUUCUGGGGUUUUUUGGGUUUUUUUUCCCUUAAUCAAAAUGUCAUGUUAGUGUGAGGCCAAAUAGUUUAUGAAACACAAAGAAUAUUGCAUCCAAAUGAUUGCAUUUAUUGACCAAGCUGAAAUUUGUUAUUCUGUUAAUUGGACAGGUUCUCUCUUCCAUAGACCUGUAUUGCUCCACAUUAAUUAUACUAUCCUGCUUCCAUUCAGUGAUCUCAUCAAUCAUGCUUACUCCAAGAGAACAAAUAUCUUGCGAUCGGAGAUAAUUCUGAUGUAUUGCAGUUAAGUGAAAUAACGAAUCCUCAUUUUUGAAGUUUAAACCAACCCCACUCAAAGCUGGUAAAUUAAUUAUUCUUUAUCUCGGGAGUGCUGUUUAUUCCCCGUGCGGGGACAGAGCUGCGGACUUGAUCGUAGAAGAUUUCCGUGAAGAAGCCAAGCACGCUGAGGAAUGAUGUUUCACCGCUAACAGAGAUGGAUUUAGGACGUGAACUCUGUAGAAAGUCCCACUAGGUUGUCUUAGACCACCGUUUGUAGUAGCGUUGUUCCUUUGAUGCACAAUUAAUCCUUGUAGAUAAUGUGCUUUAUCAGCGAAUUAAAGAAAUAAAUAAACCAUAGGCUUUAACAUCAGAGGUUGCUGAGGUGAAACGAUGGGGAAGGCUGGCGAAUCCAGCCUUGUCAGAAACAGGUCGUGGCCCAGAGUCGGGGCGCGUUGAGCUGAACGGCCGGUUGUCUCGGAGCACCUGCAGCGACAGCACCCGGCGAAGCCCUGCGGGGACGGGGCAGGGACCCUCCACCCCCACCGGCUUUCCUUCCGCAGCCGGGCGGCAACACGGACGAGGAAUUGGUUUCGCGUGAGAGAGAUGCUUAAACGUUUAAUUGGGCUGGGGUUUUCAUGCCGUCACCCAGGCUGCUGGUGGGUGUCCCGGCCACCUCUAGAAACCCGCUGUGUAAUGGGCUGUCGAUUUACUAUUUUAAAAAUACAUAUUUCAGCAGGAAGCAUCAAAUCAAAGAGCAAACCGGUUCACAUGUGCUUAGAGACGCUUUCAGCCCUUGGCAGCCUUUGCUGCUCAGAAAGCCCGCUUUCCACCGGUGGAUCUUGAGCCUGAAAGCCUGGAUCCCGAGGCGGGUGAACGAUGGGGCUGUUCUCCUUUGCUCCGGUACCGCGCGUGAAACGAUGCGCGUGAGUUUGGUGAUGCCGCUGGUGCUUUUUGCUGCACAGGUAGUUCAGAAAAACUCGUAGCAAGAGAGUGCCCACGAGUGACGCGUUUUGCUCUUCGUGACCGCUCCGUGUGUCGCCCCACGGCCGUAGCCCAGCGGGGUGCGCGGGGACGCGAGGAGCGACGGCCCUGGACCGGGACGCGCGGCAGACGUCGUGCAAGGAUUGGUGCAAAUCCUUCAGGCUCAAGAAACCCCACGCCUCGGAGCUACCCAUGGGAGGAACAAAUUAUCACUGUAAUCACCUACUUAAAGCAUAAUAUAAUCGUAUGUUACUAAUUGCUCUAUCAGUUACUUCAAACGCCCCUCCGACCCUGUACGUUUGUCCUUGAAAAGCCGACCAAGCUGAGCGGAUUGGCGCGUUGUAGUUCAGACGUGAUGUUUUGGACGUUUCCAAGUAUCUGGGAAGGAAUUUUACCCUUCUCUUACCAAACUGCUCUGGGAUCUCUGUGAUCCCGCGUGGAUCCGGCUGACCGGUUGUCACUCCGCUUCCCUCGUGCUCUCUUGGUAUGUGGGGGCUUUUGAUAAAAAUAACAGCGCUAAAAGAAAUGUGUUUGAUGUAACAUCACCUUGUAAGCAGUUACGGUAUCUUUACAUUUUGUUUUAAUGUUAUUUUAGGUAGCUAAUGUAGAAAAAUGCGGCAGAUGACAGGGGACUGUGUUUUUGUUUGGAAGUUUUGAGAAAAAAUGUAAAAGACCAAUGAAAACCAGCACUGUAGAGAAUAAUCUCUGGGCAGCGAACAAAAGCGUGAGGCUUUUCGUUACUGUAGCUGGCGUGAUUUUUUUAUUUCUCUGAAUAUUCUUAUACCUGUUAAAGGCUGACGGAUGUAACGAUUAGCAGUAUGAAGGCUAACGCAGCUCUUAAACUAGAAAUCUGGUGUGGAAGCACAUGCUAAAUGUCUGGAAAUAGGAGCUUUUUCCCCGUGCUGUCGCUUCAGGGGUUGCACUGAGAAGGUUUGGCGGGCGAUGCUGUGAAAUCGCCACCUCACGGAAAGGUGAACGUGGAAUCGGUAGGAGAGAGGUACCGAAAAACCCACGCCGGCACCGGGGGGAGACCCUGCGUGCGCCGAUGGAGGAAAGGAGCGUCUGGUGUUUGCGGCGCGCGUCACCCGGCCCCGGUGAACGCUCCCUCUGCGGGGGCAUGGCCGUGCGCUGGCAAAGCAGCAGCAGAUCCGUUUCCAAGAGAAGAAGCUUGAAGAGAAAAUAGCCAGCAAGUUUCACACCCCCCCCCGGAAUACAUCUCCGUCUCCUUCAGGAACUGUUAAUUAGUUAAUAGCUAUGGAUACCUUGAGAGCGACGGAUAACGUGGGUAUCUGCCCAGCGAUGCACACUGGCGUGCCUCCGUGGAUGGUCACGAGUGAGCCCCAGGCCCUGCCGCCUGCGACCCUCGAGCCCCCGCCAUGGCCACGACGCGCUUUAGUCUGCACCCCCGAGGGCACCGGAGACCCCCAGCACCAGUGGGUUUAAUUCAGACAAACUUGACUCUGUCAGCUUCCACUUCUCUGAUGCGUGUAAAAGCUCAGACGCUGUGAAAAUGUUCAGUGCUCUUGUUCUUUAACCAACAAAUUUCGGCAGCGUUUUCAUGUUACAUUAUUUUAGCAGUUGUUGAUGUUACGACUUACAUUUAUUUUUAAGUCUAAUAUCGGUUCUUUUUUUUUUUUAAUGCUUUUUCUUCCAUGUAUCGGUAUUCACUUAACUAAAAUCGCUGAGUUAAUGAAUUACAAUAUGAUCCCCCCCCCCCAACCCCUCCUUUUUAUAAAGAGAUGCUGUUUUCUAACCUGCCUUGGUGCCUUCGCGGGUUGCUGCAGAGUGCGUGGUUUGAGGGUGUGCUGGGCUGAGCCAGACCCCAGGAGGCUGUCGGGGUCCCUCCGGCUGCACGUGCUGCCCGUUUGCAGCAGUGAUGCGAUGCUCUGGCCGUGACACCGGUGUUAGGUGAGAUCGAGACCGUUGGUCCUGUUCAGGGAAAUCCCCGUGCGAGUUUUUUGGCGUGUUCUGCUCGGUAUAAUAUGAUUUACACAAGGAAACCUCUGGCCGUUCAGCCGUUCUCGUUAUUGUCCUGUUCUCUUUGGCUUCAUGUCAGUGAAGAGUGUUGGGGCUUCACUCUGCCCGUGCUGCAGUUUCAGUUUAUUGAAGGAAGACUGCCGUAGCUUUUCAAUAAUAGGAUGUUGGGGCAGAAUCGGGCGGUUCUUGAGUUCACAAGAGUCCAUAGACCCAGUGGGGAUGGGCAGUGCCUGUGGGUACCCUCCCUAUCCGCAGACAAGAGGUGACGCUGCCUCAGCCUCCCACGGUCCUGAGCCCACAAGAGCACCCUGCCGUACGCCGGUACGUCCCUACAGCCGUAACUUUCUGGACAUGGGGAAGGGAGGAUGCUUUUCACGGGCCAAGCCUCAAACUCCCCAGUGAUCCGUCCUUGCUGCGGGAGCCGAGACCCAGAGACUUUGUCUUGCAGCGCAGCCUGCAGCUCAUCAGGCUUCUGAGGAGGUUUUGGGGGAUGCGAGAGGCGCGCGGGGUGGGUUGCGCAGGGCUGGGAUCAAGGGGAGCCCCGCAGUUAAGAACUGUGUUAUUGCACGGAGAGUCGGCACGUGCCGCCUUUCAGCACGUCGCCGCGCAGAGCGCGGGAUCGUGGCGCGGUGGGGUUGCGGCGAGCUGGGUAGUUGCAGUGGAGCAGCCAAGAAGGGAGGAAGGCGCUGGGGUGAGCGGUGGGGAGGGACCGGGGCUGCUGAGCAGCACAGCGGGACGCGGGCUGCCGUCGGCGGGAGGCAGGUUCCCACGUCGCCCAGGGUCCGGGCCGUGCACAGCUUAGGGAAGGGGGAGCUGUGCAUCCUCGCCCAACGGCCGUCGUUCAGCCCGGGUGGUGAGUGAAGGACAGCUGCCUUCCUAAACGCUUUGGGGCUUGUCGGUUUGCUUUGCUUUUUGGGAAAGCACGUGGCUCCCGGGCUUCGGGGGGAGCAGGAGCAUCGUGCAGGAGGAGCUGAAGGGAGGCAGGCAGGGGCAGGAGGGCAGCGAGGGCACGGGGAACAGCCCUGCUUCCCCCAACACACCCAGUCUGUACGGACGCGCUGGCGGGUAUCGGGAAUGAAAGGGGCAGAGGGGCUGUUCCGUGCUUGGCAGAGCUCUGCGCUGAUUUAAGGGCUUCGCUUACCUCAUUUACCUCGGAGACGGGAGGAGAACAGCUCAAGCUACUUGCAAACUAUUUCUUGAAGGGCAAAUAGUCGAAAUAAAAUCGCGAUGGGGCCCUGGUGAGGAGUGCUGCUGUUGUGUAAGUGCCUCAGUGCAGGCACGAGCACGUGAGCAGGGCGAGACGACCGUGCUGUCUGUGGGAGCCUCUUGCGUGAGCACAACGCCUGUGACAGCAGAGCCGCUUGCUUUUCUCACAGCGUAUUUUGAUGAAAAAAUCUGUACUUGAUUGUUUUACUUUGUUUUAAACUUGUGGUUGAUAUAAACACAUUAUGGCUUCUGUUUUCUCUCUUCCAUGAUUGGAACAAGAAACCCCUCAAUAAAAUGCCUUUUUUCUUUGAAA